Astrephomene gubernaculifera is the source of this 1564-nucleotide messenger RNA. Lineage: Eukaryota; Viridiplantae; Chlorophyta; Chlorophyceae; Chlamydomonadales; Astrephomenaceae. The record is from the annotation of a GenBank genome assembly.
GGAAGAGGAGAGUCCCGCCGUGUUGUUGUUCCGGCAGUUUACCAGCUUGUCGCACGAAGGACAGGUGGCGAAGGUUGAGUCGUACGCUCGAAUGGACGAGCGGCAACUGCAGGAGCUGCCGUACUUGGAUCAAGAUGCACACGUGGCGAUCACGGCGCUCCGGCAGGCCAUGCACAUGGUGGAGCUGUUUGGCGCCGUGGCUGCCCUGCGAGCCGAUGAGGACUUCCAGUCGGACAUCCGCGACCCACGGGUCAGGGAUGCGCUGGCGGAGGCGAAGCGCACCAACAACCUGGAGCGUUACGAGGACCAACCGGCGGUUAUGUCGGUUGCCGCCAAGUUCAAGCGGUUACACGCCAUCUCCCGCAAGACAGACGGCUUGCAGGUUGUCAUUGACGACCUCCGCGCCGAGCUGCCCGACAACGACCCCGCGAGUACGGCAGCCAAGAUGGGCGAAAUGCGGGCCAUGCUGCGCACGUGCGCGGGGAAUGCGGUGCAGGCUGUUCUCAACAGCGUCACCGCCGCCCUGCCCGAGCGUCUGCGCAGCCGCCUGGCCACCCCCCCUGGAGGUGGCGAUGGUGGCGGUGAUGAUACCGCCCGGGGGCCCGCCGGUGCGGGUGCUGCUGCGGUUGAAAGCAGUGGUGGCAGCGGCAGCAGCAGCGGUGCUGCGGGCGAGCGGGACGGUGCCCAGACACGCAAGCAGCAGCAGGGCAGUGGGGUUGCGCAGGUGGAGGAGGUGGAGGAGGAGCAGGAGGAGGAGGAGGGCCGGGAGCUGACGGAGGAGGAGCGGCGGGAGCGGCAAGCUCGUCUCGCCCACAGGGCCCGCAUGGACAGGUUGAGGGCGGCCGCCACCUCGGCCUGGAGCGGCGGGGACAAGGCGGACGACGCGGUGGGAUACGUGGACAGGUUGGAGCGAGACAUGAAGGCGCGGGCUCGCAAGGGGGGUGCCCAGCGCCGCAAACGGCUGGCGGAUUACGUUGGGGAGGAGGCCGCGCUGUCCCUGCAGCACACCUUCCGUGCGCUGCUCAUCACUUUGUUGGGGUUCGCGGUCAUGUGGUGGUUCGGGCUGAUGCCGUACCAGCAGGAAGCUGCGGUACUGGCGCAGGAGGCGGCGAUGGAGGCGGCGGCACGCGCGGCGGCAGCAGCAGCGGCGGCGGCGGCAGCAGGGGAAGCGGGGGCUGCUCAGGGGGCUGAGGCGGCAGGAGGAUCGGGGCUGCUGGAGGGACUUUGAGCGCCGCGGCGAUGUGGGUUACACGAGCUAGAGAAUUGCUCGAUAGGAGGUUGGCGGGUGAGGAGGUGUGAGGAUUGUGUGCGAAGGAAGCGCUUGGUGGCGCGGACAUCAAGCGAUUGGAUGCGAAGGCUUAUGCAGACUUGGAUACCAUAUAAUGUUUCCAAGUGUUGACUUAAAGCAUUUACUCGCAUGAUGUAAGAUGCUGCCUGUUGUAGAGGCUUCUUUCUCGGGGUUCCUGUUGCGCCCGCUGUGAUCGCAACAUUCGGAACUUUGUUAGCGGCGCAACUUGUUACAACUCCUGUAAGAAAAUAAUCCUAAUAACAUAAUUCAAAAUGG